Talaromyces stipitatus ATCC 10500 is the source of this 1712-nucleotide messenger RNA. RefSeq names its product thiamine biosynthesis protein (Thi-4), putative. The transcript is spliced from 9 exons. Gene Ontology annotation, cellular component: cytosol. The record is from RefSeq and is a predicted model, not a curated record. The coding region runs from base 1 to 1542 and encodes 513 amino acids. Gene Ontology annotation, biological process: thiamine biosynthetic process. Gene Ontology annotation, molecular function: thiaminase activity; hydroxymethylpyrimidine kinase activity; phosphomethylpyrimidine kinase activity. NCBI's taxonomy places the organism in Eukaryota, Fungi, Ascomycota, Eurotiomycetes, Eurotiales, Trichocomaceae.
AUGCUUCCUAGGGUCCUCGUCAUUGCGGGAUCUGAUAGUUCAGGUGGAGCCGGCCUCGAAGCAGAUCAAAGAGUCCUGACAGCCCAUGGCGUCUACUCUUUAACAGCCACAACAGGUCUAACAGCACAAAACACGCUGGGUGUGCAGGAUAUUCAUGUUGUCCCUGCAGGAUUUGUCAAGAAACAGAUCAAUGUUGCCUUGGAGGAUGUUGGAGCUGAUGCUGUUAAGCUUGGAAUGUUAUCAUCCGCAGAGACGGUUGAUGUUAUUGCAGAGGAAUUGAAGAAACAUAAUGUCAAGACUAUUGUUCUUGAUCCGGUAAUGAUAUCAACAUCCGGCUCCCAACUCCUCCCCCAAAACGCAAUCUCGCACGUCCGCACAAACCUCCUCCCACUAGCCACAGUCCUAACUCCCAACAUCCCCGAAGCCAAACUCCUGCUUGAAAACGCAGGUCAGCCAGCAGUCAGCGAACCGGAGAAUGUAAAUGAAAUGAUCGAACUUGCCAAAAAAGUUCAGGGUCUCGGAUCAAAAACCGUGUUGUUAAAGGGUGGUCAUUUACCACUUACAGCAGAUCGAGUACGAGCAAAUUCGCUCGCAGAGGCGAAGAUUGUGGUUGAUGUUUUGUAUUCCGGAGACGGGGAUGAGGUGAUGCUAACCGAAACAGAGUAUUUGACGUCAAAGAAUACACACGGCACCGGAUGUUCUCUUGCAUCAGCUAUAGCGGCCAAUCUCGCAAAGGGGAAUGACUUGAAAACGUCCGUUCGUUCGGCGAUCAAAUAUGUCGAAGCUGGUAUCAAACUCAGUGUUGAUAUGGGUCAGGGGAGCGGUCCUAUUAAUCACUUUCACUCCCUAUAUCAUAUGCCUUUUGCUCCUGGUCAAUUUGUGCAUUAUGUUCUCAAUAGGUCGGAUAUACAACCUAUUUGGCACAGAUUUACGCAUCAUCCGUUCGUGGAAGGAUUGGGGAAUGGGAGUCUCCCCGUAAAGAACUUUAAAGAUUAUCUCGUGCAGGAUUAUCUUUACCUAGUCCAUUUCGCACGAAGCAAUGCUCUCGCUUCCUACAAAGCUCGCACAAUGGAAUCCAUAGCCGCCUCUGCAAGAAUAGUCCUACACAUCAACACCGAAACAGCCCUCCACAUCGACUACUGCUCCAGCUUCGGUCUAACCCGCGAAGAAAUGGAAGCAACCCCCGAAAAACAAGCAUGCGUAGCCUAUAGCCGCUAUAUCCUCGACAUAGGCCAAUCCGAAGACUGGCUAGCACUCCAAAUGGCUCUCGCCCCCUGUCUGAUCGGCUACGGCGCAAUUGCGCGUCGUCUCUAUGACGACGAUGAUCAUACCGUGAAGGGGGAAGAGAAUAAUAGGUAUUGGAAGUGGAUCGAGAAUUAUGUGGCGGAGGAUUAUGUGACUGCUGUUAAGACUGGGUCUGUAUUAUUGGAGGAACAUAUGCAUCAGGUUUCACCGAGUAGAGUGGAAGAGUUGGUGCAGAUUUUCAAGAGGGCGACGGAGUUGGAGAUUGGGUUUUGGGAUAUGGGAUUGGGGAGUGAUUAGAAAUUUCCAGGGUUGAAAAGGUUCGUUUAUUGAUGUUGUCUUCUCCCUAUAUAUGUGCAUAUCUUUGCACAUAUCGGAUUUCAGGUUUAGAUGAAUGGAAGAGUCGUCCAGCGUCUACCUAGGUACAUACUACACUGCGCCUAGGUAGUACAUAGUCAUACAAAAGAAAA